CGGCGGUGCUGCCGCCAUUUUGGGCGUGGGCGGGAAUGGUUGGCGUGCUGCCGUCGCGUUUGGGGCUCCGUUUCACCGUACCGCGACCCCUCCAGUGCCAGGGCUGCUUUUCUGUGCUCGAAGAAGUACGACCCUGACCAGGCAGCCAGACUGGAGGGAAACAAACCCCUCACCGAGGCGUGAUGUGUUCCGGGUACAUUGGACUCCUUUGUGUUCUCUGCAGAGUGCUCUGGUCACGCCUGCCUGUGCUCAGAAAAUCCUGGACAGAAAUAUGUGAGAAUAUGUGAGCUGCAAGAACUUCUAAAUGUGAAAUGUUGGCAGGGGAUUCUCUGCCGCAGUGUUCGUGUAGCUCUCAAGCUGCUCCACCUUCCAUCAGCCCACACAGUUACAAGGACAGAUCAUUGUAGUAUCAGAAACCCCCUCUGAAAGAGCUUAUGGUGUCAUUGGGUUGUAUAUGCAGCACACACCUUCACACUCAGUAAUUCAAUUGCAUGUCGUAGGUUUUGAGUUCCUUCCCGUUGGGGCCCAGCCUCAUUCCUAAAGAGUUAAUCAGAAUGCAAAGGUACUUGCCAUUAAAGGUGUGUUUCUAUAGUGGAAAACUGUGUAAAGUGAUGUUUAAGAGAUACACUAAAUUCUACAAAUGCGGGGGAAAUAGAACAAUUUCUUAAGUACUGCAUUUUGGCAUGUCAUCCUUGGCUGAAUCAGUCACUUUUUGGUACAGAAUGGACUGGAGAUAAUCCAUUGUUCAGAAAAUUGCUUGUCUGCUCGCCUGAAGAAAAAUUUGGCCAGUUUUUUGGUUGACAUGAUUGUCUUUCAUCAUGCAUUGGAAAGAUAUAUAAGGAGCUGAGUUCCAGAGUUUAUUACUGCAUCACAUUGAACGACCAGGAUUUUUCCAUACCUUGUUCCUUAAGAACAUACUUUAGUGAAAGAUAUCUAGAGCCCAUGGAAGGAAAAUAGGAGAGAGUGGAGUUGUUCUAAGUAUCUGCUCAUCUGCAGUGAUUUUUGGAUUGAAAACAAUGGGUAGAAAAGAUGCCUCUACAUCAAGGACUCCUGUUGACCAGUACAGGAAACAAAUAGGGAAACAAGAUUAUAAGAAAACCAGGCCCAUGUUAAGAGCUACAAGAUUAAAAGCAGAGGCCAAGAAAACUGCACUAGGCGUAAAGGAAGUUGCCCUUGUCCUUGCAGCUAUACUGGUAUUUUUGUUGGCUUUCUAUGCUUUUUUUUAUCUUAAUGUUUCCAAUGAAGUUGACCUUGAUCUGGACCCAGAUGAAAACUAGCAGAUGCAAUGAAUCUAUCAUCAAGAUUCUUCAGCUUCAAUGAGACUACAUAGGAACACAUUGUCCCUUCACUGUAAGACAGUCAACUAUGCCAUUUCUUGCAGUCCAAAUUCAUAAGAAAAUUUUGCAAUACGUCAGUCACAUUCCAGGUCUCUAAAAUAAGAACACUUAUGCCUGGCCAAGUGUAUUUGUCUAACACCAAAGCCAGGAGCAACAGUAGUUUAUUGUUUACAUUAUGUUUUUCUCAGGCAGACAACUUCAAUGUCAAAAGACAGGUGCUACUAUUACCAUGGGUAUUGAUGCUGACUUCACAGGAGUGUCUGCCUUGACCUAAUUUACGAAUAAGAGCUUCCUAAUAACCAAAUUAGUUUCCUGUUCCUUUCUGAAAAGAAAGCCGAAAUACCAAGUAAAAAGUCUGUCUUUCAUUUGUGUUUAUAAUAUAUCAAAACACCCUUAUCCUUUCUCUCCCUUUUAAUCUUCCUUGUGCAUGUGUGCGCAUGCAUGAAGAUGGAAGAAAUUGUAGGAAGAGAAUAUCUUCUUACAAGCAGUCUGUCACCUUCUAUAUGGACUUAAUUUUCUGUCAUUCCAGAUUCUGUGUGCCCAUAUAUCUGCAGUAAUCUUUUUCAUUCUUUUGCCAACUGUUCAGCACACAUGUGUUCUGUUAGAAAUGGCACCUGGAUGACAGAAGCUUUAACAUUGGCAUAUGCUUCUGAAACACAGUUCUUUGCCUCCUGUGCUGUCUGAACUAGUGUAAAUAGAAAGUUUAGUCAAUGUUGGUUUUAAUUAGUGUAUUGGUCUACUAUUAAUAUAAAGUCAAAAUUGUGUUUUAAUUAUGCUCUUCCUGAUGGUUUUGGUAUCAACUUGCUCUACCUAUUAGGGACAUGUUGUAUAAAAACAUUCCUUUCCAGCUAUACAAUCAUAUUAAUCAUCAAACUAAUGUGAGAGGCUGUAAGUAAUAAGAAAACACUUUUUCUCCUGGCGUACUAAUAACUGGUAAAUCUUGGCUCCAUUACAUCCCUCAGUUCUUGCAAAGUACCUUUCAAAUUAGGCACUGUAGGUAGCAUUUUUGUUCCUUUUGAUAGCCAAAAGUCACUUAAGAAUUUGGUGUGUCAGAGCAGCUGCAGGGAGCUUUAAAAUUCUGGUUUUAUCCUGUUCUGCUUUGAGUUUGGCAUAUAACUGAGCUUGUGGAUGUAAAGACUCAGUUUUGAUCCUCUUAAGUGUGGUCAGUCUUUCUCUGACUGAGAUUCAGUUCCAAUUCAGUUUGAUAUCAAGAAGAGCCAUCGUUGCUGAAUGUCCCAAGGAAAUUUAGGCAGACUGACUUUCAGAAAAGUUUUCAUUAUUCUGAGGCUUGGUUUUGCCUUUGACAUAAAUUUCAGAGCUGAAUGUUAGGUUUGAUUGCAACUGAGGUAUUUACUGUCGUGUUCCCAAGAUGGCUGGCUAAGAUUUCUUAUAGUGAUUUUGAAGACAAAGGGAUACAAAUCACAGCAAAUAUUAUAAUGGAAAAUAUAUUUCUUUUAAAUUGACACAGUCCCAUUAUCACCACUUAAGAAACUUGGAUCAAUACAGUUAAUUUUUAAACCAUACAGUAACUAUAACCAUAUACAUUAUGAGUCUCUAAGGAUCCACUUCAUAUGUGUCAUAGUGUUCAUUCACUUUAUGCCAUGCAAAACAACAACUCCAGAAAUUCAGAGUACAACAGUCUUCCGAAAAAUAUAUGAAAGAGAAAUGUAUAUAUGCAAAUAUAUAUAAUUUUCUAUGUAUGACUCUUACAGACACAAAAUCCUAACAUUUACAUAUGCAUAUGACUUACAGUCGUACACUUGACCAAGCAUCUCGCAACAUGUUGAAUUUAUGGUGAAGCAUUAUCUGACACAUGGCCCAACUUCCAGUGGAGGGAAAAGUAUAUCACAAGCUGUCUCCUUGGAUGUGACAUGCCUUUCACUCCGCCAGUACCCAACCACAUAUCACAGAAGCUGCAGACCUCUCAUGUUGCUUUACACUAGCAGUUUUCAUGUUCUAUAACAUGCUGGAAGGAUUGCUUCCUUAAUGUCAGCAUAUAGCUUUCUGGGUCAUGUAUGGUCUGAGAAAGACUCCCUUCAUGCAGGUCAUCUCGUAACCUGCUCUCUCUUUUGGUUGUAUUAAAAAGCAAGCAAUUCUUACUGUCAAAUUUAUGAAUAAGAAGUUCCUAGAACAGGAAUAUUCCAUUUCCCAUAACUGUAAAUAAGACCAAAUCUGAAGUGCAUAUAUAUGUGAUUCUAUCAGCUUCCCUGAUGUGUGGCUUAUGAGUCCAUAUUGCCCAUAGUUUGCCAUUUGUCUGUUGCUUUUGUUUGGAUUAGGUCUUUUCAUUUGCAUGUAAUCAUUGAAUGGUUUGCAUUAGAAGGGAUGCAGAAGAUCAUCUAUUUCCAGCACCUCUCUCAUGAGCAGAGGCACCUUCUACUAGAGCACAUUGCUCAAAGCCCCAUCCUGGUGUCAAACACUUCCAAGGAUGGGGCGUCCACAGUCUCCCUGGGCAACCUGUUUCAGUGCCUCACCACCCUCAGAAUGAAUAAUUUUUUCUCAAUGUCUAAUCUAAACUUACUCCCUUUUAGUAUGAAUCAACUCUCUCUCGUGAUGUUACUGCAUACUUUUGAAAAAGGUCAAUCUUUUUUGUAGGCUCCCUUCAGGUACUAGGAGGAUAUUCUCAUGUGACAGGAAAAUUUAUUUUUGCUUAGACCAGGUAGACUUCUGUUCAGUGUAUGUAGAAAUACAUGGUAAAUGCUGCAGCAAAUACACAUCUUCUCUUAUCAGUACAAUAAUUCCUAAUGGGACAUGUGGUUUAUUUUGCCCUUAAUUAUAUCUGAGAUUGAAAUAUGCCUUUUGGAUUUUGGACCAUCCAUCUUUGUAUAAGUUGCUCGGUGUCUAUUUUAUUAAUAAAUGAUUUUUUUCUAUUUUGGUUCUCUUAUUAGUGUUGAACACACUGAAUUAUGUAUACAUUUGAAAGGACAUUAAAAUAAUCUAAACAGCAAAAUGGUCAAAAGUAAACACUGAUGUCAGUUUUAGAAUAUCUGGAUAACUUUAGGCAGUUCUAGCCACUAAACUCAUAUAAAACUAAAUGUGGCCUAUGAAUACCUAAAAGACAAUGGAGAGAACUUCCUUUGGCAUCCUACCCAAUACUAAUAGAGAGAUCUCCUUCUGGAGUUGAUCCAUGCAGCUCUAUCACUUCAGUUGUACAAGACUUUUUUAUUCUAAAACUUUAUAUGCUUGCUUCAAAGAAGGAUUACUGAUCAAAUAAUUUACAUGGCAAACUUAAUGAGUGACUUAAUGAGUUUUUUCAAAGAUAUUCACCUGAAGGAAAAGGUAGACAUCAGUAGUUGCCGUCUACUCCUGGAGUAAACUGAAUUUCUUUCUAGCAGAGGUUGUGGAGGAGAUGCCUGUACUGGGUCCUUGUGCUUUGGGUAGGAGCAGAUGUCCUGUCUGGAAGAAUCUCUGGCUAGGAAGGAAUAACAGUCUUCCACAAGUGAUUUUGCUCAGCAAAUCUUCCUAGGUGGUUUUCCUUUUCUUAUUGAUUCUUCAGAAGCAGAACCAGCAUGUAGACCAUCUCAGGACAGAAGCCACAGUGUAGUAUUUUCAGGAGUGCUUCUAGUGAACAUUGCCAAGGAAAGGCUCUAGGCUAUACUACCUAGAGUCCAUAAACAUAUUUUACUGGAAGCUUAGAAGGCAUGUUAAGCAUUUCCCUAAUAGACCCUAGAGAUACAUUUACACUUUUCUUGAAUGCUGUAGUUGAAGUUCACUGUUGCAUAUCAUAUAGACACCAUGUGAUUCAGAAUCAGCUCCUUCCAUGCAUCAGACCAGCUGUAGCUGGUCUGGAGCAGGACUUGUAGACUGGGAGAUUGUGCUGCAACACAUAACUGCAAGUAGCCACAACAUGAGCCAACUCUUCUGUUUACUUAGAUGUUCUCUAGAGCAGCAGACCUCAAAGUUUUGUUUGAAAACACAGGUUUUGAACAAUUCUACUAAAGGAAAGCACAGUGAAAGCCCUACAAACUGUUCAUGCCUCUUCCAUGAAGGUUGCUACGGUGGAAGGGCUCAUCUGCUGACUUAGGGCCAAGUUUUGAAUGCUGCCAUUUUCAGAAGGAAAAUGCUGCUAGGAGCUCCCAGCAGAGUGAUGAUUGAUAAGGGAUUGUCGUCCCUGUAAGGCACAACUGAGCCAGUUGGUGAAGGUCAAAUGCAUUCAGGACAAUUCUCUGCAGAGAACUGUACUUGAAAAGCAGAGUAGGCAAGUUAGAGUGCCAACAAAACAGAUACUACAGAUCUUGAUCUCAUUUCAAGUUCUACUUACAGUAGCAUAGUAAUUAGCGGUGGUUAUGACUAAGAAAAUAACAGUAUGGCACAUCAAUAAGACAGCAGAAAUGCGAUGUUGGAACUGCAUCCUAAAAGAUUUUACAGUGGAUUAUGCCUGCACUUUGGGAAGUGAAGCCAUGAGAUGAAUAAAUUGGCAAAGAUUAUCUGUGAUCUUAUGCUUACAAUAUUUUUUCCUGAAAGAGCCAGUGGAGAUAUUUUGCAGUACUUUUCUCCAUCAUCCUCUUAGUUUGCUGUAAUGCAUUUUUGUAGAUAUAUUUCUUCACAUUUCCAAGAGUGAAAAUAUUUUUUUUUUGCAGUUCAUCAAUUCAUUUAAUUGACAGAAUCCUCUACUCAUCCUUUUAUCCCCCCUUAAUCACAAUCAAAUUAGUGGGGAGACAGCCAAAAUGUUAGGUACCAGUGUCUCUCAAGCAGAUGUCACACCACUAUUUUUUAGCUCGUUUAAAUGAAUAAACAUGUUAAACUGUGAAGUAUUACAUUUUAGAUUUUUUCAUUAAAAAAAAUGGGACAAUCUGUUUACUGUCCUUAAUUGAGACAACAAUCCUGGUGGUUGCCAGUUUUGGCAGUUGUAAUGAUGAACUAUAAAUAUUGGGACAGACUGACUGAUGAUUGUGGAGGAUAGUUCAAGUACAAUACUCAUUCUGCAUGAAUUCUUUUUUCAGUGCUACAUUUUUUCUAGCUUCUGUGAUUGUUGUAGUGGUUUCGCAUGUUAAAAACAAAUAAAUACCUGACUAGUCAAUCAA
Molecule: messenger RNA, 6358 nt
Organism: Passer domesticus (house sparrow)
Lineage: Eukaryota; Metazoa; Chordata; Aves; Passeriformes; Passeridae
Gene: TRIQK
Product: triple QxxK/R motif containing
Exons: 7
Coding region: 1017-1277 (86 amino acids)
Cellular component (GO): endoplasmic reticulum membrane
Source: RefSeq, a predicted model, not a curated record